This is a messenger RNA of Triplophysa dalaica, 766 nucleotides long. RefSeq names its product mitochondrial assembly of ribosomal large subunit 1 (gene malsu1). Gene Ontology annotation, biological process: negative regulation of translation; negative regulation of ribosome biogenesis. Gene Ontology annotation, cellular component: mitochondrion. The record is from RefSeq and is a predicted model, not a curated record. The transcript is spliced from 4 exons. NCBI's taxonomy places the organism in Eukaryota, Metazoa, Chordata, Actinopteri, Cypriniformes, Nemacheilidae. The coding region runs from base 347 to 742 and encodes 131 amino acids. Gene Ontology annotation, molecular function: ribosomal large subunit binding.
GCGUGCACGUGCGGCGCUCAUCAAUGUCACAGACACACGCACUCGCAGACGCGUGGAGAACCUCGCGUGUGGAUUAUUUAACAUUCUCUUUUUUAUAUGAAUAUACAGUCACACAGAAUGAUCGCGGCGCGUUGCUUUGCGUCUUACGCGCGUCACGGGAUGACGUUCAGAGCGUCACGUUUUCAGAACAAGAUCUUGACACACACACCUACAUUAACAACACACAACUACACAACUACAGAAAACAUCACAACAGUUCGACAGGCAUCUGCUGAGCAUCUUCAAACACGCAACAGACACAUCCUGUGUGUGUUGUGUAGGGUCUGUGGAGAAGUUUGAUGUCAGUAUGGUAGUGUCAGUCCUCAGACAGGAGAACGCCACAGACGUGUGUGUGAUCAGAGCCCCAGCUGAGCUCAAAUACACAGAUCACGUGAUCGUCGUGACUGGAUCAUCUCCACGACAUCUCACGGCCAUGGCAGAGUUUCUGAUCAAAGUGUUUAAAUUUCUGCGGAGGGACGACGACGCUCACGUUCGGCUGGAGGGACGGGACUGUGAUGACUGGAAGUGCAUUGACUUUGGACCUCUGGUGAUUCACCUCAUGCUGCAGGAGUGCAGAGAAACAUACGAGCUGGAGAAACUCUGGACGCUGCGCUCGUACGAUGAGCAGCUCGCUCGGAUCCCGCAGGAGAAACUCCCCACAGACUUCAUUUAUGAUAUGAACACAAUCCAGACCAGUGUGUGAUCAAAUAAAAGCUUUUGUGAGGAA